This is a messenger RNA of Triticum aestivum (bread wheat), 686 nucleotides long. RefSeq names its product probable glutathione S-transferase DHAR1, cytosolic. The record is from RefSeq and is a predicted model, not a curated record. The transcript is spliced from 3 exons. Gene Ontology annotation, molecular function: glutathione dehydrogenase (ascorbate) activity. Lineage: Eukaryota; Viridiplantae; Streptophyta; Magnoliopsida; Poales; Poaceae. Bases 1 to 429 code for a protein of 142 amino acids. Gene Ontology annotation, biological process: ascorbate glutathione cycle; cellular oxidant detoxification; protein glutathionylation.
AUGAGGAAUCUCCUGAGCGACGCUCCCAUCCUCGAGCGCCGCCGCUUUCCGCUCGCUCCCCUGCACGUCGCCAUCCCAGUCGCCGUUGAUGAGCUACAGAGCUUCCGCAUCCGCCGCACCUCCUCUAUUUCCUCUAUUUCUCGGUUCUGUCCUGAUCUUACCAAACUUAUGCUAACGACACUAUCAAAACUGUGCUGGCAGGGACCCUACAUUGGUGGGGCGAACGUGUCCGCUGCUGAUCUGAGCCUGGCCCCGAAGCUCUACCAUCUCCAGGUCGCCCUGGAGCACUUCAAGGGCUGGAAGGUCCCGGAAACUCUGACCAGCGUCCAUGCCUACACCGAGGCUCUCUUCAGCCGCGAGUCGUUCGUCAAGACCAAGGCGACCAAGGAGAACCUGAUCGCCGGGUGGGCGCCGAAAGUGAACCCGUAAGCUCCCCCGCCGCCGCUCGGAGACCGCCACCCCCGUUGUGUCGGUAGUGAUGGGCUGUAGUAGGCCUCAUCUGUCUAGGUUGGAAUAAUGCGAGCGAGCCUUGAUGUGCUCUGGUUGUCGCAAUCGUGCACUUGCUUGUGUGGGUGUGUGUGGGUGUUAUGUGCGUGUUCUGGUGCAGGCAAGAGUGCAAGUAUAUGUGGUGUGAACCUCUUUCCGUAUGAAUGAAUAAUGGAGCUGCGUAAAAUUCGGAUUUGCCA